This is a messenger RNA of Plectropomus leopardus (leopard coralgrouper), 8298 nucleotides long. Lineage: Eukaryota; Metazoa; Chordata; Actinopteri; Perciformes; Serranidae. The record is from RefSeq and is a predicted model, not a curated record.
AGAGACAACGAGAGAAGGAAAGGGGAGGAGAGGAGAGAGACAGCAGCGUCAGCUCCACUCCCCAGCGAGGACUAAACUUCAGGCGAGAAAUUUGGUGAGAUAAGAGACUAGAAUAAAAAACAUGGGCGCGGUAGAAGGAAACGGACUAUUAUCAUCAAAGAAAAAUCAAAGAAAAAUAAAUCAUUAGAGAGGAGAUCAUACAGAUGCGUCGAGGAUGAAAUGCAUGCGAGCUGAUAAGAAUCGUUGAAUGCAUCUGUGAUGUAAAGCCGAAUCAAUAAUUAAGAAAAAAGACUGUUCAGCCAUGACGAGCAACGCUGCUGUGUAAAAACAAACAGACAGACAAAAGAAAGUCGAUGUAAGGGUCCCCUCCUCCAUGUGCUCCCUCCUUGUAGGUGUGACAGAAACAACAAAGGGACGUGGAAAAAACUCGCAUCAGGACCACAGGCGGACAACAGCCCAGACAUAUCGCAGAGCACAAUAGCAGGGGGGCGCCUGCAAACAAGAGCAUGUCUGCUACUUUUGCAAUAUGCAGCAGUCUUCAUGUAAUUACAUUCCUCCUGGCGUCUCUCGGCUGCAACAGUCGGGAGUAUUUUUCAGUUCUGGCAGAUCUUCAGCCGACAUUUAGAAACGAAGCCGAUCAUUUGAGGACGCUCAAGUCCAGGCUGAGACGGAGCAAGUGUUAAAACCUUUUGAUGGGGAGAAGCGGGAGAGGCGCGCGCUGCCCAGAAUAAACUGAGGGGAAAAGCGCAGCGGAGAGGUGUGAAGUGAAAGUGGACGUCAAGGGUGGAGAGACCUGAGCUGAUUCCAGAGGUGAAUGUCUUUCAAAGGGCCCUCUCCAUGGAUAUAGACACAGACUAUGAGCGGCCCAAUGUGGAAACCAUUAAAUGUGUGGUGGUAGGGGAUAAUGCAGUAGGCAAGACCAGGCUAAUCUGUGCCCGGGCCUGCAAUGCCACCCUCACACAGUAUCAGCUGCUUGCCACCCACGUGCCAACCGUCUGGGCCAUCGACCAGUACCGUGUAUGCCAGGAGGUGUUAGAGAGAUCUCGCGAUGUAGUGGAUGAGGUCAGUGUGUCCCUGAGGCUGUGGGACACAUUCGGGGAUCAUCACAAAGACAGACGAUUUGCCUAUGGCAGGUCUGACGUAGUGGUGCUUUGCUUCUCUCUGGCUAAUCCCAAUUCCCUGCGCCACGUACGCACCAUGUGGUUCCCAGAGAUCAAGCACUUUUGUCCCCGGACACCCAUCAUUCUAGUUGGCUGCCAGCUGGAUCUGCGCUAUGCCGACCUGGAUGCAGUAAACCGAGCAAGACGACCCCUAGCCAAACCCAUCAAACCUACUGAUAUCCUUCCACCUGAGAGAGGCCAUGAGGUGGCCAAGGAACUUGGGAUCCCCUACUAUGAGACCAGCAUUGUCGCCCAGUUUGGAGUCAAAGAUGUUUUUGACAAUGCCAUCCGAGCCGCCCUCAUCUCCCGCCGUCACCUCCAGUUCUGGAAGUCCCAUUUGAAAAAGGUCCAAAGGCCCCUUCUCCAGGCACCUUUCCUGCCUCCUCGCCCACCUCGCCCCAUAGUGGGCAUCCCAGACCCCCCUCCAACAGACGGCGAGGGCCCUGAUUCUCUUUUCUGCCAUCCACUGUGCGCAGAUGUUCUUUUCCUCCUUCAGGGUGGUGCCACUCGUGUCUUUGCACACAAAGUGUAUCUGGCUACUUCCUGCUCCAAGUUCUAUGAUCUCUUUACCCUUGAUAUUGGUGGAUCAUGCAUGGGGCCGAAAAAGGAGGAACAGGAGAGCAAGGAAAACUUGGAGAGUGCGGAGGAAGAUGAGCAGAGCAGAAGAGGAGCAAAGGAGCAAGCUGGGCGCACUAAGAGCCUGGACAUUGAUAAAGACGGGGUUGAAGGAGGAGUGCGGGGCCUGAAUCGACCCCAGCUGCUCCAGCAGGGCUCUUUGAGGACUUCCCAGAGUGAUAAUGCACUCCCCUCUCGAGCCCACUACUCCCUGGGAGUACUAGGGACUGGUCGAGCACUUUCAGGAUGGGGAAGGGGGUUCCUGAGUGUGUGUCUGGAGCAUGUUGAUGAUCCCAUGACUGGACACCCACGACUCAUGACUGUGGUAGUGAUGGAUGCACUUAUACAGGAAGAACCAUUUAAGGCGGUGCUUCAGUACCUGUACACAGGCAGUCUGGAUGAGGGCAGAGGGGAUCUGAUGCAGGUGGCCACUAUCGCAGAGCUGCUCGAGGUGUUUGACCUGCGGAUGAUGGUGGCCAACGUUCCCAACAGAGAGAGCUUCAUGAACCAAGAGAUCACCAAGGCUUUCCACGUCCGCAGAGCCAACCGCAUCAAGGAGUGUCUCAAUAAGGGGACCUUUGCUGAUGUGGUGUUCAGACUGGAUGAUGGCUGCCUCCCGGCCCAUAAGCCCCUGCUCAUCUCCAGCUGCAACUGGAUGGCCGCCAUGUUCCGUGGCUCUUUCAUGGAAAGCUACAUUGAGGAGGUGUCCAUUCCUAACACCAGCACAGCCUGUAUGCGCGGGGUGUUGGAGUUCCUGUACUGUGGUCUGCUGACGCCUUGUCCUGGUCUGGAGCCCAUGGAACUAAUUGUUCUCGCCAACCGCCUGUGUUUGCCGCGCCUUGUCGCCCUCACAGAGCAGCAUGCUGUGGAUGAGCUUCUCCAGUUGGCAGUCAAAGGAGGUGACAUUGAUGGACAAGUGCUGGCUUACCUUGAGCUUGCACAGUUCCACAAUGCCAAGCAGCUAUCAGCUUGGUGUCUCCAUCACAUCUGCACUAAUUAUAACAGCAUCUGCCGCAAGUUUCCCAAAGACAUGAAGGCCAUGUCUCCAGAGAACCAGAGGCACUUUGAGAAGCAGCGCUGGCCUCCUGUGUGGUUCUUGAAGGAGGAGGAUCGCUAUCUGCGAUCUCAGAAGGAGCGUGAGCGUGAGGAGGAGAUCUUGCGCAAGCAACACACCAAACGGGGCUGGUGUUUCUGGAGACACCCAUCUUCCUCUCCGCACAUCUCCUAAAGGGUUUCCUCUUCUGACUUCUUCAUCCUGAUCUGGGUCAUCCCACCCAGGAUAACUAACCCCCCUGUUACGCGUAUAGAGGAGGUUGUCCUUGAACCCUCUAUCAGAGGAGAAAUGACUCAGUGCGAUUACGCCUGAAUGGCAGCAUGUUUGGGGGAAUGUAUGUGCCUCUUUAUAAUUGUGGGUGACUUCAUGAGUGCAUUUUGGUAUGCUCGUGUGAAAAGUGUGGACUUAAUUGAAGGGUAUGUGCGUGGAUGUGUGAGCGUAUGUUUGCGGUUGGUUGGCAUGAUUAAGUGAUGCUUCCGAGUUGAGUGCUUCCCAGACGCCCUGAUCUAUGAGGGCCUGCAGCAUUGCAGUGCGGUCCUGUGUCCCCUCCACACGAGCUCUGUCCCUCCACCAGCACUCACAGUGUCCCAGCCUUUGAGUGAUUGGACUGGGAGCAAGGGCUCUCUAUUUCUCUCAGUCUCCUUCCUUCACAUUGACCUUAAUGACUAUUACACAUUGACCACUGCAGCUCCCCUCAAGGAGCUUACCUCUGCCUUCACUUCUACACAGACUGUUAGCUUGCACAUACAGACCCGUGCAAAAGAUCCACACCUCUAAAACCAGCACUGGAUUCCCAGGAACUGACAAUUAACAAUGUAAUUAUUAUUUUUAUAUUAUUGGACCUUUUUAUUUAAUUUUAUUUUUUUUGCACCUUCUAGGACACUCUUAUCAGGGGGAAUGGCACACAUGACUCCUAGGAAGUGUUGAGGAUUUUGCUUGCCAUUGCAACGAUGGGACUGUUAGUGUAGAGUGCAAGUUUGGCUGUCAGGGCAACUUAAAAACCAUUAGCAACUUGGGAUGCUCCUGUCAAGAGGCUGUAUAAAAACCAAUAGCCUCCAGUCUGAUGUGGUCCUUGGUGUCCAUCCCCCCCCUUCACCUCCCACUCCGUCCUCCUGCACACCACACGUGUGAUAAAAAGCAAAACAUGAGCUCUCCUUCAUGGAUUCACCAAUCUGCUCUUCAGAGACAUUCAAAGUGACCACUCUAUAGCAAUGAAGGGGGUAAAGAGGGCUAGCCUUACUUCAUACCUCUGCCAUUGAGAAACUAUGGAUGCAGUAUUAAAAAGAAAUGCGCUUGUAACGUCCAUGACCACUUGGUUGCAUCGAAGCACCUCAGCCAGCCUGCCUUUACACCCCUACACCACAAAGGGGCAGCACUGCUCAGGACCCCGGCACUAACCUUCACACGAACUAACAGGAGUUUUUGUGCCUGUGAUUGCUUCACUCUAGUUUCAAUUAUUAACAUCAGUGUAACUUUAUUCCUUGAAGAGUGUUAGGAAAAGCUAAAGCACAGUAUUAUUAGUGCAUUUAAAACAAGGACUGUACCUAGGACUAUGGAUCAGCUGGGAAUUCUGAAUACCAAAGCUGUGAUUCUUUUGAUCUCUUUCUUCCUCGUUUUCUUCAUUUUUGCAUCCCUGCUUCCUGUAUUGGAAAGAAGGGAAAGAGGAGAAAGAAAGAAAGUGGUUUGUGGGAGAAGGAGGCAGUUUGAUGUAAUAUUUGAAUCCCUCCCCUGUGGUGUUGUUUUUAGUCUGUGGUGUCGGGAGAACUACUGGACAUUGCCUUCCAUUCCUCUUGCUGGAAUUGAAAAUGGUGCUUAAGACACAAUAAGACAGUGUCCACAUGAACACACAGACACACAUUGUGAUUUUUAUGUUUGCAGUUUUAGCGUUUGUCUAGUUGUUUAGUCUUUAUCUGCAGAAUAUUAAUGAUGGUAUUCAACUUAGACACAUUUUUUGAACCUUAAUUUUCCAUAUGCUAACAGUCUGUAAGAAGUUGUAAUAGGUCACUGAUUUUAGAAUGUGUAGAUUUCUAAUUUUACAUACAGUGGUCACAACUUUGUAAUGUAAGUCAAAAACAGUAUGAUCUGUUAUGCUUCCUUGACACCCAGGAAAAUAGUAUUGCAUAAAUUUAAUUUGAGUGUUGUCUCAAAGGAUUUGAUGUAUAACUGCGUAUGAGGGCAAAUCUGAUAUUCUCGUCAAGGGUGCUAAUUUCUUUGGGCUUUAGCACCGAAUGUGAAAAUGAGACUUUGUGGUGAUGAGUUUCUAUUAGCACGUUUGUUCUAUUUGUGGGUUUGCGCCCCUUAGCUUUACCCAGGCAACUGUAGGAGAUAGAUGGAUUGUGUGAGACAUGUGGUGCGUUCUGCCGUUCUCCAUAGGAGGCGUGUUAAAGUCAUUGUCAGCUACCGAAAUAGACAUCAGAUAGGAUCUCACGAGACCCAAGUGAGAAUUGAGCCGAUUCCUCUCUGAGAAGAGUAAAAGUGGAGUAAAAGUGAACUCAGCAUUACAUGCAACCUACAUAUUUUGGAAUUACUCCAUGGAUGUUUCAAAGUCAUCCCAGUGCGGGGCUUUGGGAAUUAAGAAAUGAGACCUAAAGAGGAGAAAGUUGGGGGACAGUUUUUGAUGGACUUCCAUGGCCUCCUUUUUGUUCCCCAUUGAAGGGAUGGCUGAUAAGAUUUGUCUUAUUGAUGGUUGGUGUGACCCAUUAAGCCUCUUCUUUUGGUCCAUGUGCCUUAUAGUUGGACAAAACUAAAAACUAGGGAUUUUAGCAAACCUUCAGACAUGUUCUACAGUGUUUGACAUGAUGGAUACAGCAAAUAAUGGCCAUGACAGUGAUAGAACUGUAAAAUAGAUUAUGGUGUUGCUUUAUGCACUCUCGACCAUUUUGAGUCAAUCAGGGCCAUGCGUGUGGAGAAGUUUUAGGCCUGCUGUUUGUUUUUAUGCAAACAGCCUUGAAUAAAACCCUUCAUAGAGUAUAGUGCAGUAGGUCGAUCUAAUCACAUGAUCUUGGGUUAGUGUUUUCUAGAUUGGAUAUUAUUUGGAUAUAAUAGGACUCACACCAUGGUUGGAAAUCUCCACUGACCAGGUGACUUAGAAGUAGCGUUAAAAAUGACUAAAAGGUUGAUUCCUGUACUGCAACUUCAAAACCACUGAUUUUUGGAAAGCAAAGCUUUUUAAUAAGCACUGGCUGGCCUGUGUGCUGGGAGAGUGCAGACACUUUUGGAAUGUGGUUUAUUUGCAUGGUGGCCUAACUUCGUCAUUAUAAUGACACUUGAUGUUGGAAUGCACUUUCUUCUUUUUUUGUCUAUGUUUUUACCUUUCCGUGCUUAGCAUGAAUUGUUCCUCUGUGAGAUUGUUUUUAAACCUGAUGAUUGUAGCACAUAUUUCCACAUAAGUCUUUUAAAAAUGUCAUACAACUUGCUCAUUGAGGAGCUGAAUAACAUGACUUAUCCAGCUUGUUUAAGGUCGAGUUGACACUGAACCCCACAGUAGCUCUCUUCUUGCUAUAAGGCUUUAUGCACAACUCAGUUUUACUAAAUAAACUCAGCACAGCUUAAGGUAGCAUCACUAAUUUUACAACUUUAAACAAUAUACUGGGACAUUUGACAGACAUUUACUUGGAAGACUCAUGCAGAUAACCUGUUGCUGUUGCAGCUGUCCUCCUUUGUGCUGUUACUGUAGUUACUAUGAACAAUCAAGCUUAUUCUUGUGAUUUUUAAGAUAUUGGUUACUGGCCAUUAAAACUGAAAAUCAAAAAAGGAUACAUUUCCAUUGAAAUCAAGUAUGGCAAUGCACAUAUUUUAAGAAUGUCCUAAAUGGCUGAUAGCCAAGUAUAAUGUUUGGGUUCAGCCUGUAUGUAAUGAGAAACUGGGUAAAGCAUGAUGCAUGUUUUUAGGGUUUGACAGAAGAGUCUGUAUAUACAGCAGUGUUUCUUAACGAUGGGGUCGGUUUCCGACCUGAUCUGGGGUCACUUGGUAUUGGGUAGUGGGAAAUUUCUAAAACUGACAUAAAAUGUUUAAUAAUAAAUUAAAUACUGUAGGUUUGAAAUAUGUCAUAAUUACUGUAUUUCUUUGUAUAUUUGAACAAACAACUAGCUCUCUAAAUUAAGUAAUGGGAAUGAAUUUUGUGGAAAAAAGAAAUGGAGUCAUGGGCCAGAUAAGGUUGAGAAACCCUGAUAUACAGAGAGGUAGAGAUGGAGAUGCAAAAUAUUAAACUUUAGCUUUAUUCAGCCCUCAAUAUUCGCUCCACACUGACCCCUACAGGCCAAAGUCACAUCCUGACGUAGGAUGUACAGUAGGGUUGUGUUAUUCACCUGGACUGUCUUGUUUCAUCGUAUCACAUCCGUUUUAGUGUGACGCUCUUCUGGUUUAUUUUACGGGGCGCUUUUCUUCCUUCUUAGCAGGCCUGACCUUCAUUUUUAAAUGUGAGGCCUAGCGACUGAGAGAACACCUUGUUUUUAGUCUUUGGUGUCUCCUUUCCUGUGCCUUCAGUGAAAUGUCACUCUUCUGGCUCCAUACAGGCUGGUGGCACUGCACCUGCAGCCUUGUGGGCUCAAAAAAUAAAGUCGAUUAAGCCAAGAAAUACACACGUGAGCACAGAAAUAAAAGUAGGCAGCUUUCUUUCUUGUACAAUAUCUUAGCAUAGUUACUGGGUCAUAGUGAUAGCUUCCAAUGAUAACAGAUAUGGAGCUUUACAAGUUCAGUAUGUAAAAUAUCAUCUAUGCUACUUAAAUUAUUUAAUGACCAAGAAACCCAGCAAACCAGCAGUUUUUAAACAAUGUUUUCGCACUCUUUCAGGUGCCUGCACUUUCUAUUAUGUAGCCUAAUACAGCUGUUUUGAUAAGUACACUAAGACUUUAUAUUUACCACUUUUCUUUAUCAAAAUUGAAAUAACUUAUUACUUUUCACUUUCUCUUUCUCUCUAAGCCAAAUUCAAUAGUGUACCCAAUUGCUUCCACUAUUUAGCUGCAAUGUACUUUUGCAAUCAUGCAUAAAGUCAGUGUAUUCUCGGUUGGGGAACAGCAUCUUUGGAUUACUGGUUGGAUUAAAGGCAGAUAUUAGCUGUGACAACUAUAUAUUAUGCUUUAAUGAAGAUAGUUGUUAUCCAAAGUACAGUGCAGUGUUGUAAAUUUGAGCCCCAGUUGGUUUUAACCUCUCACCUUAUAACUGCUCACCUCGCUGUAUUUACUGAGCUGGUGUAUACAUACUGUAUGCACAGAGAGGUCCAGGACAAGAACAGUGUUUAUAUAGACACACAUGGUGUGAUUAACCCCUGGUCUAUACUGUCAUUUUUAAGUGGAUCGUAUAUACUGCACUGUAUAGUAUUGUCAUGCACUUUUGUUUCCAUUGACUCGUAGGAGUUUUAUUAACAUUUACUGCUCGUGUUAUCAUGUGUAUUACAAUAAACAGCAAAAGAAAGAGCACACACACUCACAAAACUAUUAAGGGCUUUCAAGAAAAUAAACAACAAUCAGA